ACUUGAAAUAAAAAUGUCUAAACGUGCAAUUCAAAAUGGAGGAAAUAAAAAAAAGAAACAAAAAAUCUACCAUUGUUCUAAAGAAAAUCAAAACAAUGGAAGUAAUAAAAAUAAAUUAAACAUUACACCUGAAAUGAAAGGUGUUCUUGUCAUGUGUACUCGUAGUAAAGAAGCUCGUGCAGUUAAAGAGGCUUUAGAUAUUUUAUCAAGAUAUGCAGAUAAAUUGUAUCCAGCAGAUUCUGAGGAAGUCAUAAGUGAUGAUGAUUUAGAAGCGUCUAUUGCUAAAGAAGUAGCUUCCUUGAAGCAAUCAAGCGAGAAAAAAAAGUUAGCUAAUAUUACUACAGGCAUUGAUUGUGUUGCAUUUAUUAGAGUAAAUCCACCAAUAGAGCCAGUUAAAUUGGUCCAUACGAUGCUGUCAGAUUUAAAAGAAAAACAAGAAAAGACGACGAGAUUUAUUUCUAGAUAUUUACCUGUAGAAAAGGUUUGUCAUGCUAACCUGCCUGAUAUUGAAUUGGCUGCAAAAUCGAUUUUUAAACCUCAUUUUGAUCAAAGGGACGAUGAAGGCAAACUUAUUUCUAAAAAGUUUGCCGUUGUUUGCAGAGUGCGUAAUUGUUCAAAGUUAGAUCGUAUGAGCGUUAUUACUACAUUAGCUUCUGCUGUAGGUGCUGGUCAUAAGGUAGAUUUACAAGAACCAGAAUUGACGAUUAUUGCUGAAAUAUGUCAAACUAUUUGUAUGCUAUCUGUUGUAAAGGACUUUAAUGAAUUAAAGAAAUACAAUAUCGAAAGUAUCUUAGGGAUCAAUCAAAGUAAUAGUCAUGAACCAAAAAAAGAAAAUGACAAGGCUGAAGUUGAGGCUGAAGCUGACUAAAUAAAUAAAUAAAUAAUAAAUAGUACAUAAU
Molecule: messenger RNA, 899 nt
Organism: Cokeromyces recurvatus
Lineage: Eukaryota; Fungi; Mucoromycota; Mucoromycetes; Mucorales; Mucoraceae
Exons: 6
Coding region: 14-868 (284 amino acids)
Biological process (GO): tRNA modification
Molecular function (GO): RNA binding
Source: RefSeq, a predicted model, not a curated record